CGUGAUACCGCAUCAUUGCGUAACACCAUGAACAAGAUUUCGUCGAAAGUCGGUGUUGCGUAAGUUGGUCUUUUGAAGAUGAGAUUUGAAUGCUGAAACAGCAAGAUAGGUAACACAACAAGUAGAUUACCCCCAACUCUUUCGUGGGGCCACCUUAGACUUUCCAAUAGUCACAGUAUCAGCCAGUCCUCUAAAAUGGCUCGUAUCGAUAAGCUGAACUUUGACAACCGUGUCUUGAGAACCUUGCCGAUUGAUCCAGAGACUGAGAAUUUCACCCGGCAGGUUGCUGGGGCUUGCUUCUCUCGUGUGAAACCGACCCCUGUGGCCAACCCAAAGACAGUUGCAUACUCCGUUCCUGCGAUGCAACUACUGGACUUGCCAGAGGAGGAGCUGAACAGAGGGGAUUUCCCUGCAUAUUUCUCAGGAACCAAGCUCUUACCAGGGAGCGAACCUGCAGCCCACUGUUACUGUGGCCACCAGUUUGGGAGCUUUGCUGGGCAACUAGGAGAUGGUGCAGCCAUGUAUUUAGGAGAAGUUGUCAACCAAGCGGGUGAGCGAUGGGAGAUUCAGUUUAAAGGUUCCGGUUUAACCCCUUACUCCCGGACAGCUGACGGUAGGAAGGUACUGAGGUCUACCAUUAGAGAAUUCCUCUGCAGUGAAGCGAUGCAUCAUCUUGGCAUAUCGACCACAAGAGCUGGGAGCUGUGUGACCUCUGACACUAAAGUAGUACGUGAUAUCUUCUAUAGUGGUAAUCCUAUCCAAGAGAGGGUCACCAUUGUACUUCGCAUUGCUCCAACGUUUCUUAGGUUUGGUUCAUUUGAAAUCGUAAAGCCUGCUGAUGAGACGACAGGAAGGAAAGGUCCUAGUGCUGGAAAAAAGGAUAUUUUAGAAAAGAUGCUUGAUUACUCCAUUCAGUCGUUUUAUCCAAAGAUCUACGAGGAGUUUAGUGAGGACCUGGUCCAGAGGAACCUUGCCUUCUAUCGAGAGGUGGUGAAAUCAACGGCCAAGAUGGUUGCUGAAUGGCAGUGUGUCGGGUUUUGUCAUGGGGUGCUGAAUACAGAUAACAUGAGUAUCUUGGGUAUCACUAUUGAUUAUGGUCCUUUUGGUUUCUUGGAUGGUUAUGAUCCAGAUCACAUAUGUAAUACAACUGAUGAUAGGGGGCGCUAUACAUUUACGCGGCAGGCUGAAAUGUGUCGAUGGAACUUGGGCAAAUUUGCAGAAGCCCUCUCAAUGUGCCUUCCAGAAGAAGUGUCCAAAAAAGAGUUGGAGCUCUUUGACCAGACAUUUGAGGAACAUUAUAUUACCAAGAUGAGAAAGAAACUAGGGUUGAUUCAGAAAAAUCUAUCUCAAGACAGAGCUCUGAUAGACUCAUUACACAUGGCCAUGCAGACAACUAGAGCAGACUUCACCAAUGUAUUCCGUUCACUGAGUACACUCCCUCUGCCUGGUUCACCGGGAUUUGAUGAACAAUGCAGCAAGCUACAGGAUUAUUUGCUCUCACAGUGCUGUGGUGUGGAGGAACUCAGGAAGGCAAACUCACCUCGUAUUCAUCCAAGCCAACUGCAGAUGCUCAUGAUGAUAUCACAGAGCAACCCGUCCUUACUUGAGCAACUAUUUGGUGGCAGUUCAACCCUCAGGAAAGAGCUAGCCAAACUAGAAAAGGCCAAAGAACUCAUCAGCCUUACUGAGGAGCAGAAGAGAAGUGACGAUUCAGCAGUCUGGUCCAAGUGGUUAGAUGAGUACAAGCUAAGGUUGAUGAAGGAGACCGAGGAUACAUCUACUGAUCUGAAGGAACUCAACCAAAGGAGAGUUGAAGUCAUGAACGCCACCAAUCCAAGGUUCAUUCUGCGUAACUACAUAGCAGAGAACGCCAUAAACGAAGCAGAAAAUGGGAACUUCUCAGAGGUUCAAAGAGUGUUAAAGCUAUUGGAAUCUCCAUUCAGUGAUGACGUAGUCUUGCCAACCGUUGAAGAUCAACAAACAGAGUGUGCUUCUGAUGAAGAUACAGGAGCGAGCAAGCCUUCUGGGUCGUCCACUCUGCAGUCCCCUAAAGUGAAGAGUUGUACUGGUGAAGCUUAUGACAGCAGGCCUCCUGCAUCAGCUAUGGAGCUUAGAGUCAGCUGAUCUUCAUAAUUUCCUCCACUUAUCAAGUCACAGCUCAUCGAGUUUUUAAAAUGGACAGGUCAAUUGAGAGCAAGAAUCCUGUUUUACUCAUUUCUAUCGAUCAUUGUUUAAUAUGUACAGUAAAUCUGGUAUUGUACCUCUCCUAGUUUGAAUCUAUUUUGUGAAUUUGAGCAAUGAUGUAUGUACUCGUGAGCUGUGACUUAAGCUGGAGGAUAAUUUUUAAAUGUCACAAGGUAUGUCAAGGUAUGGUAUUUUGUAAACGCUCAACUUGUAUUUAUGAAGAUUUGCAUACAAAACUCAUUUUUUGAGAGGAUGCAAAUCUGAUGUUGAUACCUUGAUGAUGUUUAGUAAUCUUAGAAUUUUCAGGACUUGUGUCCCAUCUUAAUUUAUGUCUGCCCAGUGUAUUAUGAAACCCAAGGCUGCAAGAUUAUGUUCCGAGAUGAUGUGGCCAACCAGAAAGUGAUGUAGAUUUUACUUUGAAAGUUGAAUGAAGUCAAUGAUUUAAAGAGCAAUAAAUAAAUAAUAUAGUACAUUAUGAUAACUUGUGGGAAACUAUGUAAACAAAUUUGCCACUAUACAUAUAUGUAACUGUUUGUGUGCAAUGUUAAUGUACAUGCCUGUCAUAUUGAGAGUGCAGAAUUACGAGUCUUAAUAAUUAUGUGUUAAUGAUUUCAUGUGUUGUGUGUUUUAUACAGGUGCUUGAUGCCUUGAUUUUGUUAAGAAAUAGUGAUUUUUAUAUCUAAAUCAAACUUUAAAUAGCCGAGAUAAACAUGACUAAAACAAAUCCCUAUUUCUUCAGGAAUUUGGCCUGUUCUGCAGCCUCAUCAUGCAGUAUUCCACUCCCUCUGUCUGUGUUGGGGAGAAACAAAAAAGUUUUUUUUUUUAAAUUCUUCAAAACAGGCAGAUUUUUUAAAAUGUUAUAGCUGCCUGAACUUCUGUGGAGGAAGUGAGGCUGUGAAGGCCUAGGUUCUGGUGAUUUGCCAUUUCUGAGAGUUCACAUACCAAUGUUUAUUGGAAAACUGCAGUUAUGAUUUGAUUACCUCACUGUACUGUAUAUAGAAGUCAAUGACUGGUAUGUUCUCAUCUCAAUAUAACAUACUUCAUGACCAUUAGUCAUUUGAACAAGUACAUAUGUAGCAGUAUCAUAAAACUUUAAUAGUUAUCAUUACGUGUAUAACGCAAAUAACCAACAAACGAGGUGCUUACAUUAUUGAAUGAAAAAAAACUUGAUUUUGAACAUCUGAAUAUACUGCAUUAUUUCAUGAGGCAUGUGUAUCAAACUAUUUGAUAUUCACUUUACAGAAAAUAUGCUACUACAAGUAUUUAAAAAAAAAUGUUAGUGAGCUUUUGGAUUAAAAACUAAUCGUUCCUAUAAGUAUCAUGGAAUGUACUACUAAGACUAUUUCAGAGAAAUUGAUCAGUUAGCUUUCAUAAAAAAUAUAUACAUAUAUAUUUUAAUAUUGGAGACUGCCUAUGUCCUGGAAGGAUCUCCGACACCAAUGACUGUCUUUCGAGUGUUUAUUCGCAGAAGGAAUUGCAUUGGAACACAACUCAACUAUAUACUAUAAAUAUACAUUUUUAGAUAACCAUCCAUAUAAAUAGAAUGAGUAAGCAUAACAUUUUUUUUUCAUGAAGAGAUACUGAAUGUUUUUGGGAGGAAAGUACUUGGUUUGCUACUUGAUAAUAUAAAUAGUAUCGUAUGAAUGUAUUGAAUUGAUAAUUUAUUGACUUGAUAAUAUAAAUAGUAUCGUAUGAAUUUAUUGAGUGGUGAGUUUACUGAGUUACUAUGUUAUCAUUCUAGUGGGUCUAUGUUAUAAGACUACACAGCUCGGAAUGUUGCAUUAUGAUGGCCUGAUGUUAGUUGUCGAAGACUUGAAGUGGUGCGAUUAAGGCUAAAGAUAAAAUACUUUAGAAGAUCGCACCAUCUCGCUCUCACACAGCAAGCCGAAAAAUCAUCCCUCUAUUGGCAGUCAGAAUACCUUCCCCUUGCAUGACAAAAGUGGGACUUUCUUCUACAGUCAGCAUGGAUCUAGGUCCCGUUUCAUAAAGACUUAUAAUAAGUGCAUGAUUUCUAUAACAAAUUUAUUAUCAGCCAAUCAGAUUGAAUAAUUUCAGUAGCUUUUAACCGUUAUUGCAGUUUUGCUAUUUUGACAAGUAAUAUGAAACAGUCCCCAGCUCACAUGAGCCUCCUCUCACUGUCCCUCAAACACCAUAUCAUGCUCCAAGUAAUUAACCCAAACCACAUGACCAUGUUUCUUUUGCAAUCACUUCAUUUCCCUAUAUGGUGGUCUACCAAAGCUCAGAACCAAAAUAAGGCAAAGGAGACUGAGAAUGCUGGUGUACUUAGCCCAACAUCCGGUAACGUCCCGUAUUUCUAUGGGAACUGAUACAAGGAAAAAGAGGAAGAAAAUUUGGUCUACAUAAAUUUCCAGGGAUACUGGCAUCAGCAAUUCACCUGACUUUAAAACCAUGACUUUAAUUCACCUGACUUUAAAACCAUGAGACAGCUUGGAUAUAUCUCGUUCAUGACUCCCGAAGUUCACAUAGGAUUGUCCUAUGACACUUGAAAUAGUAAUACUAGUAUUAUGUAGUAAUUACCUUAACAGCAACCCAGAAUUGUAUACGUUUUAUUUGACAGGGUCAUAAUUCUAUCGCACAAAUAUGUAAUUUCCUCACUAUGUCCUUUCAGCAGCAAUGAUCAAGGACAUUUCUAUGAAAGCCUGCUAAUUUGCAUUUUUUUUUUAAAUAUGAGGAAUCCAUAGCCAUGCUUACUUUUAAUGGCAAAAUUCAUAUUUUACAUCUCGUAGAUUUUAUUUUAUGUAUUUGGCCGAUCAUUUUACCACGUUUGUAUGUACAUAUAUCUGCUAUUUUGAAAGUACUAUGAUGGUUUGAAUGAAUAAUCAAUGAAGAAAUAAAAUUACCGUGUUUAUAGUA
Lytechinus pictus (painted urchin) is the source of this 5058-nucleotide messenger RNA. Its product is annotated as protein adenylyltransferase SelO, mitochondrial-like. The transcript is spliced from 13 exons. NCBI's taxonomy places the organism in Eukaryota, Metazoa, Echinodermata, Echinoidea, Temnopleuroida, Toxopneustidae. The coding region runs from base 196 to 2124 and encodes 642 amino acids. The record is from RefSeq and is a predicted model, not a curated record.